GUGGGCGGCCCUUGCAAAAAGCUACAAACAUACCUUAACCAGGAAGUAAAGUGGAGUGAUAUUCCACCUGCAUACCGUCCUCUGCAAGGUGUGCUCUUCAUUCAUGGAGCCUCAGUAAUCCUCUAGCUGUGGAGAUUCGCAAUUAUCUGCCUUUCCCAGAAACGCCGGUGCUGGCAAAAAUCGGACUCGUAUAGAAGAUUGAAUUUUUUUCAAAAAGAUGACCUUUUACUCCUAGUUCACAUUCAUCAAUAUGACGUGGAGGACAAACCUGUACAGAAACUCUACCUGAGAGAACGAGGAAUUAGCAUUAUUUCAGCCGUGAAUAUGGGAAACUUCUGCAGGAAGCAUUGCAGCUGUUGCCCACAGACCUGUAUACGCUCUGAUAAUACAUCUGAAAGUUACAAAGUACGUGACACUGUUAUUGUGAAUAAUCAUGCGGAGAAUGCUGGUUCACGUCCCGUGCUUUACCACGAGACACCCCAAAAGAUUACUGUUCCUGUACAUUCACGGAAAGACUCCAGCAUAGCCUAUGUGGCGUUAUUUGAUUACGAGGCCCGCACAAGUGACGAACUAAGUUUCCAUGCCGGGGACCUACUGCUUAUCUUAAAUUUUACUCAUGACAGUUGGUGGAAAGCUAGAGCCUUGAUACCUCGAGGGAAGACAGAAGGAUUUGUCCCAGCAAAUUAUGUGGCUCCAGUCCACAGCAUUGAGUCUAAACCGUGGUUCUUCCGUGAUAUGAAGCGUUCGGAUGCAGAAAAGCAGAUUCUCCAGCAAGACAAUAAGGCCGGGGCUUUUCUUAUCCGAGAAAGUGAGACCCAAAAAGGGAAUUACUCUCUUUCUGUGUAUGAUGGCAUCACCGUGAAACACUAUAGAAUCAGAACACUUGACGAUGGUGGAUAUUAUAUAACGCCCAAAAAGAAAUUUCAAGAUUUGGAGGCGCUUGUGGAAAAUUAUACGAAGGCGGAGGAAGGACUUUGCUGUAAGCUCAGAAAACCAUGCAUAAAGAAUGAAGUUCCUCUGCCUCCAGACUUGUGUUAUGAAACUGCUGAUCACUGGGAAAUUGACAGAAACUCCUUGAAGUUUUUGAAAAAGCUGGGGCAGGGCCAGUUUGGAGAAGUUUGGGAAGGAUUGUGGAACAAUACUAUAUCAGUGGCUAUUAAAACAUUGAAAACAGGAUCAAUGAAUGCCCAAGACUUUUUAAGGGAGGCGCAACUUAUGAAGAGCCUCAGACAUCCAAAGCUUAUCCAGUUAUAUGCAGUGUGCAGUUUGGAAGAACCAGUGUAUAUUAUAACGGAACUCAUGCGACAUGGCAGUUUGCUUAUAUAUCUACAAAAUGAUAAUGGUGAGACAAUCAAGGUACCCCAACAGUUAGACAUAGGUGCACAAGUGGCCUCAGGAAUGGCAUAUCUGGAAAGUCAAAACUUCAUCCACAGAGAUCUAGCAGCUAGAAAUGUACUUGUUGGGGAUUAUGGUAUAUAUAAAGUAGCUGAUUUUGGACUUGCCAGAGUUUUUAAGGAAGAUGAUGUUUACCAGGCCAAAAAAGACACAAAACUUCCUCUGAAAUGGACGGCGCCAGAAGCAAUCCGAAGCAACACAUUCAGUGUUAAGUCUGAUGUAUGGGCAUUUGGUAUUCUUCUUUUUGAAAUAACAACGUAUGGGAAAACGCCAUAUCCAGGCAUGAAUGGAAGACAGGCAUUCGAAAAAAUUGAACAAGGCUACCGGAUUCCUAAACCUUUCAACUGUCCCCAGGACCUUUAUAACAUCAUGAUGGAAUGUUGGAAUGCAAAUCCAGAAAACCGGCCAACCUUUGAAACCUUACAGUGGAUGCUUGAAGAUUAUUUUGAAACUGAAGAUUCAGCUUAUCAUGAUUCAAAUUCAUUUGCUAGUUAGAAUUUAGAUAGAUGGACCAGCCAUGAGACUCGAUUUAUAUGUUUUUAAUCACUUGAGUCAUCGAUACUGGAAAGGAACACAAAAUAUUUUCCUACUGAAGGACAAUCAAAAUUAGCAGCAUUUCAAUAAGUCAUUAAACUUGGACAUAACUACCUGAAGAAAUUAUUCACAUGGCUUUAAAAGGUUUAUGUGAAAAAAAUAGCACUUUCAUAGAAGAUAAGCACUCCGGAGGCAUAAUGUAGGCAUUUAGCGUUUACAAAGAGUUCAAGAAAAUGUGACCUUUCUAUCAUGGUGUUGGUGGCACUCUGUCAUCAUUCUGUCAUUUUGUGUGUUGGGAUAUAUAAUCUUAAGAAAGGUGGCUGGUCUCAGAGCAUGGGGCAUUAGUGUAACACACCUAUUUCAUGUUUGAAACAACUUCCUAACUUUCUACUUCUUGAAAAUUAUUUUUAGCAUAAAUAUUCACAGAGAACAAGUGAGCAUGAAAAUGCUACAAUCUAAAGGUGGCCAUACACAAGCCUUAGAUAAAAGGCUGAACCCUCCUACGUAGGAUGUUGGGGCAAAGAAAGAAUAUUUGUUCUUGUGGCUGAUAUGCAAUUGAUGGAGCUGUCUGGCAGCUGCUUAGAAUCUUCUCUCCACAGAGAGAAAAUGACAGUUUUUUUUUUAGUUGGGAGGAAAAGCAGUUACCUGAACAAGUUAUCUGGUACACUCCCUAGGGGUUCUAUUCUAGACCGUACUAGGAUGCUGAUUCUCGGCCAACUUUGAACAGUUAUGCAGAUGAAAGGCUUUCUGGAGAGAGGCACAGAGUUGCACAAUGAGAAGAAAGACCAUUAUUGGGUUGGAACAGGCUGAUUUGAGGUGUAGAAUCUAAGGAACCCUCUGUUCUUCACCUUUACUUCCUGCAAGAAGGUGUGACCCGUCAGAUACCCAAGUGGUAGCCCAUGGGAGAGUCCCUAAUAGUCUGACAGCAGAAAGUGGGCUUGGCUAAAGAAGUAGUAAGGGUAGAUUUGGUUUAGCAACAUGUAGGUGACCAUCAGCUUUGGAAUCAGUGUCGGAAGGUUAGGUAGUCAGAUCAAGUGAAGUCAGGUGGGCUGGGUCAAACACAAGAAAUCACAGAAAUGCAAACAGGAAAAUACAGUAAGCCAGAAACUCACUAAAGAGUACUGGAAAAUGUUGUGAUCGAAGGCCCUAGAGGAGUGAAGUCAGAUGCUGUAGCAAGUCCCGAUCCUGUGGCUGGACCUGCACAACAGAGACAGAGAUAUGGGUGUAGACAGCCAUGACGUCCUAUCAUCUUGUUGAAGUCACGGAUAUGGGUGGGCUGACAUGCCUGAUUCCGUUGAAGAUGAAGCAUCAUGGCUGCUGACACUAAUGUGUAUGACCAAUAACCAGCUUUACAUGCUUGAUUCUGAAUUCUCAUCUCUAUAUGUUUUUCAGCCAGUGGAGUCUUUAACUUGUUCAUAAAGUAAAUUUCUUGUUUUGACAGUUGUCUGAUGUAGAAAACUUGCCAGACGUAUUCCAUAUAUAUUACACUGGGAAAUUAUUUUAGCUAAAUCUUGUAUGGGAUUAUCUUCUUCAAUGGCACUGUUGUUGGCCAAUCCCCAGUUAUUUCUAUCAGUCAGUUUCUUUAAAAAUGUGUUGCAUAUAGAAACUAUUGUAUAUGUGUAAAAAACAAAACAAAACAAAAAAACAUUUGCAUAAGACUGCUGGGGCUAUAUAUGGCAGUUACCAAUUUUUAAAAGGAUUUUCCAGAACUUAAAUAUUGAUGUAAAAACUUUAAAACAGGUCAUAAAUAUCCCAUUGGUGAGGAUCCAACUCCCAGCACCCAUGACAAUCAGCUUUUAAAACGUGCCACAGCACUUAGGUGAGUACUGAGACCUGUGGCCUGUGACGUCUUGUUCAUCACUCACAUGGAAUUUCCGCUGUGAGAUCCAUUCAAGUGAAUGUGAUUUAGUUGCAAUACCAAGCACAGCCACUAUACAAUGUACAUUGCUAUGAUUGGUAUACCAUGAAGAGACCACAGUGCUUUUCCAAGCGUCAUGCCCCUUCAUACAGCUGAUCAGUGGGCAUGCUGGGAGUCGGACCCCGACUAAUUUGAUAUUGCUGAUGUAGGUUACCAGUACCAGAAACCCCUUUAAUAACUACAUAAUUGGCAUGAAUAUUUCCGUUUCUUGUAUCAUUUUAUUAACUUUGCCAUAGGACACCAUAUUACCUGAUUGGUUGUUUAAUAUCAUUAAACCAGUUCUGGGUUGUGUUGGUAUUUUUAUAGCUACUGGACACUGGUAAACCACUAAUAGCUUCCAUUACAUUGUUCCUAGGGAUAGUCAUCAGCUUGAGGCUGAUUUGUCAUGCAGAAUUAUAUUUACUAUAGUUCCUUGCUCCUACUUAUCUUGAUGUUAUAAUUGGCACUAACAAAGUGGCAUAUCUAGGAUUUGUCACUACUGCACACUAUUAAAGGGGUUAUGUCAUCUCAAACUUUGAUGGCAUAUCACUAGGAUAUUCCGCCAAAGUCGGAUAGGUGAAGGUCCCACCUGUGAGACUCACACCUUUUUGCAGAACGGGCCCCCAAAAGUGAAUGAGCGUGUACCAUGCAUAUGCAGCAUGCUCUCCAUUAAUUUCCAUGAGCACGCUUGGCUAUUUUUGGUAGGCCUAUUGAAAUUAAUGGAGAACACACUGCCCAAGUGCAGUCACCACUCUAUUCUCUUCUAUGGGACUGUCGGAGAUAGCCAGUGCUCGGCUAUUUUUGGCAGUCCCGUAGAAAUGAAUGGAGGUAGGCAACGCAUGCGUGUCUGCCCUCCACUCACUUUGGGGGUCCUGUUCCGCAGAUCGGUGCAGGUCACAGACGUGGGACUCGCAUCUAUAUAGAAUUGUUGGCAUCUUCUAGCAACAUGCCACCAAUGCCUAAAAUAGGGCAAACCCUUUAAAAGAUUUGAUUCACUUACAAUUAAAGUUGUAAAUAGAGAGAGGUUGCAGUCUCUAAUGCCUGUGGGGCACCUAUCUGUUGCAGUCUAUGGUAAAAACUGUCAGUAGAUCGCACAUUCAAGUCCCCUAAGGUGACUAAAAAUUACAAUACUAAAAGGAUGAUUUUUUUUAUGUGUAAAAACCAAAAGAUAUAAAAAAUUCAAAUUGCUCUCCUUUCCCAAUUUGACAUAUCAAACAAUAAUAAAACAAACAUAACUGAUAUCUCAGUUUCUGAAAAUGUACUAUUAUUUUCCUGUGCAGUGAAUGCGAUAACAGAAAAAAAUGGCCAAUUAGCUGUUUUUUGGUCACCUUACCCCUCAAAUAUUUGAAGUUAAAGUGUUAAAAAAGGUACUGAUAAAAACUGCAGUUGUCCCCACAAAAAAAAAACACCGCUCUGUAGGUCCUGUAUAACAAAUGAUGGCCAUUAAUUAUGGCAAUGCAAAGAAAAAAUUGUUUUUUUUCAAAGGAUUUUUUUAAAGUAGUAAACCAUGAUAAAAACUAUAUAUAUUUGGUAUCAUCGUAAUCAUACUGACCCAGAGAAUAAGGUUGUCAUGUCAUUUUUACCAUACAGUGAACAUUGUAAAAUUGAAACCCAUGUACUUUGGAAGGCAGGGAGUUAAAAAUGAAAAAUAAAAAUAGGGGUCCAGAAAGGGUUGAGGGGUUAACAAGAUCAUACAUUUUAUUUGCUUCCAGUUACUUUGGGGAGAGGGGGUCAGAUUUACUGUAUAACACAGGUGUGGGGUUGCCAAAUUCAAUAUUUGUCCUGGGUGUAGAAAGGCCUAUCUACAGCUCUGCCAACUAUGACUAAGCAGGAAAGUGAGUGUGAUGUGUGUGUGUGUGUGUAUGAGUAUAUACUAUUUGUUUAACAUGACAAACUUUUAUCUAUACUUUCAGCGUUGAACCUAUGAUUUUAUGUUUCUGAUCUGCAAAUAAAGCAAUGUUAAUAUUCUAAUAUUCUUGUGGUUGUAUUGUAGACUGUUCUUGAAGUGAUGAGAUUUAUUGCUGCGCAGCAGGUCUGUGUUUGUGUCUUUUAUGCAUCUGUUCUACAUUUACAAAGAAGGGAAACUGAUUGCGAGUGCAGAAAACAUGCACACAAUUGCUUUGUUUUGACUUCAAUUCUAGGAAUCAAUGCCA
This is a messenger RNA of Bufo gargarizans (Asiatic toad), 5979 nucleotides long. RefSeq names its product fyn related Src family tyrosine kinase (gene FRK). Gene Ontology annotation, biological process: cell differentiation; innate immune response; protein phosphorylation. Gene Ontology annotation, cellular component: extrinsic component of cytoplasmic side of plasma membrane. The transcript is spliced from 8 exons. The record is from RefSeq and is a predicted model, not a curated record. The coding region runs from base 325 to 1890 and encodes 521 amino acids. Lineage: Eukaryota; Metazoa; Chordata; Amphibia; Anura; Bufonidae. Gene Ontology annotation, molecular function: signaling receptor binding; ATP binding; non-membrane spanning protein tyrosine kinase activity.